UAUAAAAAGAGGAUUUACGGAUUGUCUCAUCACCCGUUUGAAUGAAACACGCGUAAUAACUCGCGUAACAAUAGCAGCGCUCCUGAGGACGCUGUUUGUUUCUCAUCGGCGCGGGACCUCAUGACGUCACUUCCUGUUGCCGGUUCUGUAGAUCAUCAUCAUCAUCAGAUGAUGAUGAAGACUCAGGAGGUGUUGGAGGAUGCUGUGGGCAGACGUGUGAGCUGUGAUGGAGAGAGAGGAACUGUCCGUUACGUUGGUCCAGUUCUUCCCACCACAGGACUGUGGUUGGGAGUGGAGUGGGAUGAUCCAGAGAGAGGAAAGCACGACGGGAGUCAUGAAGGAGUGCGAUACUUCACCUGCAGACACCCGACGGGCGGCUCGUUCGUUCGGCCCAAGAAGGCCAGCUUCGGUGUGGAUUACGUGACGGCUCUGAAGCAGCGCUACGAGGUGGAGCUACAGGAGGUUAUCGGAGAAGAGCUGAAGAUCUCCAGCAAAACCGUGAUGAUGGUCGGCUUCGAGGACAUCAAGCAGAAACAGAGGCUGGAGAACCUGACAGAAGUCGGUCUGAGGAGAUGCGAGGUGUCUGGUCCAGGUGCAGAGAACGAGAUCAGAAACACCACACCACUGGCUCAGUCUCUGGAUCUUUCUGGAAACCUGCUGAGCUCAUGGGAGGUGCUGGCGGCGAUCACCGAGCAGCUGGAGUCUCUGAGGGAGCUACAGCUCAGUCAAAACAGAUUGAGCAUCUCCAGUGAGCCGAGCCGUUUAAGCCCCGCCUUCUCCUGUCUGAGACUGCUGUCACUCAACAGCUGCGCGCUCACCUGGACUCAGGUCAGUUAUAUGAGCUUAUAUGUUGUUUUGCUUUGUGCUUAUUCUCUAGUGCACUGAAUUAUUACAUAUUUA
Messenger RNA from Carassius auratus (goldfish), 900 nucleotides. RefSeq names its product tubulin-specific chaperone E-like. The coding region runs from base 121 to 885 and encodes 254 amino acids. Lineage: Eukaryota; Metazoa; Chordata; Actinopteri; Cypriniformes; Cyprinidae. Gene Ontology annotation, biological process: cytoplasmic microtubule organization. The record is from RefSeq and is a predicted model, not a curated record. Gene Ontology annotation, molecular function: microtubule plus-end binding. The transcript has 7 exons. Gene Ontology annotation, cellular component: cell cortex; nucleus; microtubule plus-end.